AUGACCAGGGGCUUGGGGAUGCGGGAGGCGAUCGGAGGCUUGGAGAUGCGGAAGUAUGAAUUGGAUGUUAGCCAGGAAUUGCAUCUUACUCUCACCAGUUACAGUCCUGCAACUUGGGCUGCUGAUGAUAUCCUACGGAAACAAGAGAACAUGCCUAACCGUAUGAUGAUGGUGAAUGCUUUGGAAAAGGAUCAAGGAGUUCUCCAAAUGAACUCAAGUCCCACCUCCAUCCUCCUCUGCCCUCCAAUAGACAUAAAGAAAGAUACCAAUACUGGCGGCGUGGUCUUCGACUCCUCUUUGCUGCGAAAACAAACCAAGAUUCCGAGGGAGUUCAUAUGGCCUCUAAGUGAAAGGCCGAGCACUCCAAAAGAAUUCAAUGCGCCAGUGGUGGACCUCCAGGGUUUCUUUCAAGGCGACGAGGCUUCCACAAUGCGAGCAGCCGAGCUCAUCAGGACCAUCUGCAUGACCCACGGUUUCUUCCAAGUCACCAACCACCGCGUCGAUGCGUCUCUCGCCCAGGACGCAUUUGACUGCAUGGAUGAAUUCUUUAGACUUCCUCUUAGCCGCAAGCUACGGGCGAAGAGGAAGCCAGGGAGCAUGUGGGGUUAUGCCGGGGCUCACUCCGACCGCUUCUCCUCCAAACUACCUUGGAAGGAGACCCUCUCCUUUGGCUACCAUGAGGCUGGUCCUGAACACACGUUUGUGGACUACUUCACAUCCAUCCUAGGCAAAGAUUUUGAGAGAAUGGGGUUGGUCUACCAAAGGUAUUGCAAGGCAAUGAAGGAUUUGUCAUUAGCCAUCAUGGAGAUCCUGGCAAUCAGCUUGGGAGUAGAACGAUCAUUCUACCGAGAAUUCUUCAAGGACAAUAGCUCUAUAAUGAGAUGCAACUACUACCCGCCAUGCCAAGAGCCGGAGCUCGCACUCGGGACCGGACCGCAUUGCGACCCAACCUCGCUAACCGUUCUCCAACAAGACCAGGUUGGGGGGCUGGAGGUGUUCGCUGACGGAGAAUGGCAGUCUGUCCGCCCGAUACGUGACGCUCUCGCGAUCAACAUUGGCGACACGUUCAUGGCGCUGUCGAAUGGGCGGUACAAGAGCUGCCUGCAUCGAGUGGUGGUGAAUCGACGGUGGGAGCGGCGAUCGCUGGCCUUCUUCCUGUGCCCGAGGGAGGACCGGGUGGUGCGGCCCCCGCCAGGGGAUCUCGGCGAACCGAGGUUGUACCCGGACUUCACAUGGGGCGACCUCAUGGCCUUCACCCAGCACCACUACCGGUCCGACAUGCGGACCCUCCAUGCAUUCACCCGUUGGCUUCUAGCCUCCAAGAAUCCAUUAACCUAACGUCCUAUUUUUCACUGGUUCUACGCCCAUGGAGCUACGUGGCUUCAUUCUUACUGCCUCCCUCCUUCACUAGAUUAUAUGGACAAAAAUAAGAACAUGGUGCUGUUUCCUUGUGGAAAUCCGAGGUGUUGACGUGUGGAUGUAGUGGGGAUA
Messenger RNA from Elaeis guineensis (African oil palm), 1491 nucleotides. RefSeq names its product gibberellin 20 oxidase 2. NCBI's taxonomy places the organism in Eukaryota, Viridiplantae, Streptophyta, Magnoliopsida, Arecales, Arecaceae. The record is from RefSeq and is a predicted model, not a curated record.